Messenger RNA from Exophiala viscosa, 504 nucleotides. RefSeq names its product phosphotyrosine protein phosphatase I superfamily. The transcript has 2 exons. NCBI's taxonomy places the organism in Eukaryota, Fungi, Ascomycota, Eurotiomycetes, Chaetothyriales, Herpotrichiellaceae. The coding region runs from base 1 to 504 and encodes 167 amino acids. Gene Ontology annotation, biological process: protein dephosphorylation. Gene Ontology annotation, molecular function: acid phosphatase activity; non-membrane spanning protein tyrosine phosphatase activity. Gene Ontology annotation, cellular component: cytoplasm. The record is from RefSeq and is a predicted model, not a curated record.
AUGGCUACACCGACAGAUAAAAUCUCUGUGCUCUUUGUAUGCCUCGGCAACAUCUGUCGCUCCACUAUGGCAGAGGGCGUGUUCCGCUCUCACACCAAAACCCAUCCUCGAAUUGGCGAGAUCGAUUCAGCGGGCACGGGAGCAUACCACGUACAGGACCCUCCGGACUUUCGAACGAUGGAUACACUUCGAAGACACGGCAUUACGGAUUACGAUCAUGGUGCGCGACAAAUCGACACCCAAGACUUUCAGACAUUCGACUACAUAUUUGCCAUGGAUGCCAACAAUUUGAGAGAUCUGCAACGAUUGCAACGAAAGGUAGACAGCGAAGGUGAGAAGAGCAAAGCCAAGGUCAUGAUGUUUGGCGAGUUUGGCGGCAAAAGGAAGGCCGAAGAGGUUGUCGAUCCUUACUACGGCGCCGACAAUGGGUUUGAGGUUGUCUACGAGCAGGUCAAUCGGUUCUCCAAGAAUUUUCUUGAGCAAGUCGUCGACAAGAAGGCAUAA